Molecule: messenger RNA, 1065 nt
Organism: Aspergillus calidoustus
Lineage: Eukaryota; Fungi; Ascomycota; Eurotiomycetes; Eurotiales; Aspergillaceae
Source: the annotation of a GenBank genome assembly
AUGCCAAACAAGUUUAAGAGGAAGAAGGCACACAAAGCAAAGGAGCGUAUCAGCAACACCGAAGAGAAGCCUGGUCGCUCUGAGGUCGACAAGUCGGCUGCAGAUAUCACCAAGGGCGUCGAAAGCUCUCUUCAUAUUGAGGAUACCAAGCCCGUUGACGACUCUCCUCAGCAGAAACCCGUGGACGAGUUGGCUCAAAGUCCUGAGCAACAACACCUCGCUGUGACCGACUCUCCCAGAGAGGGUUCAUUCAGAAAACGCAUCCGAGCUCUCACUGGAGGCUCAACCAAAUCGACUAACAGAGAGAGCUGGGAAUCCAGAUCUUCGACCUCUAUGAGCUCGCGUUGGCUAGCUCCAUUCCGCGAAGCCAGCAUGUCUCUCUCGCCUAGAAAGGUGUCUGGAUCCCCUCCUGGUGUUAUGCGAUACAUCAGAGCACCUCACGAUUACAUGAUCAUCGAUCUCGACUACUUGGAGGAUCAGAUCAUGAACAACGGUCUCAACAGCGGUCUUGCCGGUAGCGGAGAAGGCGAAAAUGAACAGUCUGAUGGAGAGCCUCUUGCGGAGCCGAAGAAAUGUGCAAGUUUGGCGGAGUUGGUGAGAUGGUUCUCAUCUUUUGACAAGAACCACGUACUAACACAAACGAAGAUCCUCUAUGUCCGCCGCGCGACCGGAACCGAGAUCAAGUCGAUCAAUCUUCUUGAUCCCAAGGUCCGUCGCAGACAGGGCGACGCUAGGGCCUGGAACCAUAGGAACCUCCGGUGCAUCCGCUGCCCUGGUCCCUGUCCCGUUUGCAAGGUAGCCUGCUGCCUGCGCGAAGAAGCCCGGGCCAAGGUGCACGAUGGAUCUUUGGAGGGGGAGGACCUCGAAAAGGUCAAGCGUCUGAUCGAGAUUAUCGAAUUCCUCGGUCCUCACGCCAAAGACGCGGACACCUACUCGCAGUGCUCCCCCCCUGAUGGAUGUGGCCGCCGUGUGUGUCCAGACUGCUGUGGCGUCUGUCCAAACAAAAUCUGUCGCGACAUCCAGUGCGUGGUAAGUCUUUUCCCUCAUAUGUUCAACGCUGCUUGA